Messenger RNA from Erythranthe guttata (spotted monkey flower), 888 nucleotides. NCBI's taxonomy places the organism in Eukaryota, Viridiplantae, Streptophyta, Magnoliopsida, Lamiales, Phrymaceae. The record is from RefSeq and is a predicted model, not a curated record.
AUGGAUGAUGAUUCAAAUAAAAGUAAGAGCAUUAACAAAAAUGAUCCAUCCUAUCUUUUUUUUAUUCAUCAUUCCGAUCACCCCGGAAUGAUCCUCGUAUCCAAACCUCUCAAUUGUGAUAAUUACGGAACAUGGAGCCGCUCGAUGAAAAUUUCUCUCAGCGCAAAGAACAAGUUGGGUUUCAUCGACGGAUCCGUUCAAGUUCCUUGUCAAAUAAAGUCACCAGAAGAGUACUCCUCAUGGAAGCGAUGCAAUGACAUGAUCCUUUCAUGGAUUCUAAAUUCUCUUGAACCCGAUAUUACCGAUAGUGUGAUAUACUCAACUACAUCACAUGAGAUAUGGCAGGACCUUGAAGAACGAUUUUCUCAAAGUAACGCACCAAGAAUCUUUCAACUUCAACGUGAAAUGGCGUAUUUGCAACAAAACCAAAUGUCUGUUUCAGCCUAUUACACCAAGCUAAAGGGUCUUUGGGAUGAAUUAGCAUCCUAUAAUGAACCUUGUCACUAUACUUGUGGAAAAAUAAAGCCACAAUCAGAACGUGAGGAGAGAAAUGCUUUAAUGCAAUUUCUCAUGGGAUUAAAUGAAUCCUAUAGUGCUGUGCGUGGACAGAUUCUUUUGAUGCAGCCGCUGCCGACUCAUCGAAAGGCUUAUUCUCUAAUAUCCCAAGAAGAAAAACAAAGAGAACUUGGAAAUACAAGGGGGAUAAGUGAAGUGGCAGCCAUGGCAGUUCAACGUGGACAAAGAACAUCUAACUCGGGGCGAAAACCACUUCAUUGCAGCCACUAUGACAAAGACUUUCAUACAAAUGAGACGUGUUAUAAAUUGCACGGCUAUCCAGAAGGACACCGACUCCACAAAUCGUCUAAUGGUGGUCACCAUAGAAAAUGA